CACUGCUGUAAUGCAUCGACGGGGACAUCACCUUCGUCGCCCUGGCUCCGGGCUGCGCGUAGCCCACUGCCCGCAAAUAGAUCAGAUCAGCCACAGUCAUCAUGGAAUAGCUAUACCAUCACGCGUUCGUACAACUCCAGUAUACCCCGAAUCACGUAAUCGUUCCUCUUUGUCAAUUAAUUCAAUCGGACUGCUCGAUCACAUGCCUAAUGUUAACUCUGCGUCCCAUCCAGCGUCGAGACAAGCAACACCUUCAACCACGGACCGUAAUGUUCCUGCAUUCACACCAACAGACACUGAAGUUGCACAAUCGUCUCAGCAGUCAUCAAACCCACCUUCUUCAACACCUCCUACCCCACACAAUCUACAUUCUGCUGUCCAUGUCGAGCCAGUGAUUACAACCAGCAGAGAUGGGCCGUCGCGAAGAGGUUCUGGUGCUUCUGCUACAAUCCCGACCUAUUACGACUACAGUGAGGAUUUUAAUCCUAUUCAUGUCCUUGUUUCAAAGGAUACGACGGAGAUUUUAGACUCUAGCCUGACAACGCCACAAACUACAGGAUUUGUUCAACGUGUCCGUCCUAUUCUCGAAGAAAAGAGGAUGUGCGAUAGUUCUAAUCACAGCGAACAUUUUGCAGCGAUGAAUGAAAUUCCAGAACAGCUCUCGCAUCAUGAUAAGCAGCCACACGAGCUACCAGCUUCGCCAACUGUCAAACGUUUCACAAGAGAUCUCAUACGUUCCAGCCUACAGCCUACGUCUGAGGGCGAACUUACGGCGACGCCAUCAAACAAAAUUUCUCAAUCUCAGGAACCAAUAAUUUUCAAAUCUCUAACAAUAACUUCACGAAGGUCUGGAUUUGAUGUCGCAAAUGACUACAUGCAUGAGAAAGUGCCGAGCAAGCCAUCUGAUUACGGGUCAAUUCUCUCAGAGUACACGUCAACAGCUGCUGCACUGGAUUGUACCUUGGUUUCUUCAUCCCCAAAUCCAGUUGUGGAGGAAGGCAACACCGUGUCAGAGUUCUUGAAGAAUUACGGCAGCGAGGAUGAACAUAUGACCGUCGCGAUAGAAGAGCACACUCAGCCUGCAACCAUCGCAACCGCUGAGGUUGAUGUCGAAGCUCCAACGCCAAAACAGCCACGCUGGCACCCAAACUUCCAGGCUGGAACAGAUUUACUCCGCCCACAAUCUGAAAUUUUACCAAGUUAUGUCUAUUCUACUAGCGAAAAAGGCUCUUUGAGUCGAUACUCUACCCCGCUUCCGACCUCAAGUCCUCAGCCGGAAAAUUCGCAAAACAUUCAGCUCGCUAAAAUAGGGCUGAAACCAAAGCCUGAAAGUAGGAAAGAAAUUUCACAAAAACCGGCAGUCGUCCAAAGCCACUCUUGUUCGGAAGGUAUUCAGCCUGUACCUCCAAAUGAGUCAGAUUUAGAGACGCGUGUUCCUCUUUCAAUGUACACAUCCUCCACCAGAAGGAAAGGGGAACUGGGGUUUGUCAGUGAGCCUUCCAAGUCCUCUUCUGCUUCUCGAAUCAACGCGAACACUGAGAAAGACAUAAAAUCUGGUAUUGUUCCGGCCAAAGAAUUGGCCGCGAUACUAGUAUCGCCUUUGUCAGAGUUCAGUGCGGACCACGGCAAAGUUUUCUCUCUGCAUCCCAUCACUAGUGAUUCAUCCCAAGAUCUCGAAAUCAACAAUUGUGAUCGCGGCAUGUCCAGUAUCUGCUCCAACUAUAAAAGCAUUACGAGAAGGUCAGAUAGUCCUGCGAGUAUUAACAGAAGUGCAAAUUUUCGAAAAGUUGAUGCAGUAAUUGAACGCAACGAAGAAGACGCAAACUGCACCGACAAUAAGGUAUCUUCCCCGGGUUUAUGCGCGACUCAGCGCCACGCCGGCCAUAUUAAGGAAGAGGAUAGCCUUGAAGCAAGCAUCAGUGACCUGAAAGCCAUAACUUGCCAAUUUCCAUUGCCACAACGCACUUCUUCUCUAGCUGAUUACAAAGACUUUUGUCGCUCUCAGGAGCCUAAACACAAGUCCUAUAUACUUUCAGAACAGGCUGUUGCGGCUCCCACCAAUACAGAAGUAUUUGCAGAAAAGCAAGAGAAAAGAAUCUCAAUUACAUAUGUUCCUGCAAGGUCCAUGACAUUAGAUGAAUUGCGGUCAAUCCCCUCGCUUCAGUUCAGCCGUGUUGAUCUGUUUUCAAAGCUCAACGAAGCUUUGGAUUUUUACUCUGAUCCAUCUGAGGCAGAAUCAUUCAAGGCCGAAACUCAAUUUCAGGAUCGACCAACCUUGACAGUUCCAUUGCGACAGAAGUAUCGUAGUUUUUUUGAGAGCUUGGACGUGAUGGCAGGUGAUCCAGUAGUAGUGAGACACACGCAGAAUGAUUUAGAGGCAGAACAGUCUUAUGUGCCGCUAAUAGAUCGCAUGAUAACUCGGCCGAAACAGGUCGUUUUGCCAAAGAUUCAGCAAUGGACUCCAGACGAACUCAUGGCUGAAAUAGAUAGGAUGUCGAUUCCUUCGAUUAAUGGCUUGACACAAAGAUUAUCGGAGCUCUUGCCUUCACUUAGACGCUAUUACGGUGAAAAUGGCGAGUUAAAGGAUGACGAUGAAACCGUGCGAUCAGCGCUAGAAGAGAUAAAGCGCUUGGGUGCCGAACUUAUCCCACGCAUACAUGAAAGUGAUUCUGCAGCCAAUGAAGAGGAACAAAGGUUGCUUAAAGGGGACGGAAACUUUUCACGAUUUUCGCUGGAGCGAAGGGAAGCUGAAUCAAUUAUGAAGGUGAAAAAAAGGUCACGAUCAGCCUCUAUGCCGAACGACGUACAUAGCACGUCUCUUUUUGAGCUUGAAGCACUUAACUCGGCUUUUACUCGUUCGCGCUCUUUGUCUCACGGACAAUCUGCCAACAGACGAGCUAGUGUUUCCACAACAGAGCAAUCACAAGCUUCGAGACGCUCUCUGGUUAGCUCAUCCGUGGAGUCAAGGCCGUGGAAUCUAGACAAGAGUUACCCUUGGGCCAACAAUGUCCCAUCAAUCGACAUCAGUAUUCCUGCACCAGAUUUACGACGCGAUCCCAUUGAGCCCAGGCUAUCUUGUCUUCGAAAUUUCGGCGAUGUAGAUGAAAUUGGGGACUCGGCUGAAUCUAUCUGUACUGAGAAUAAACAGAUGAAAGCUGGUGGUCAAAGCAAAACCUUCAAUAUCACAGCUAGUCAUUGUAGAAGAUGCAGCAGGCGAAGUCUUGCAGGUUCAAUAAGUCGAAGAUUUGGCUUACCGAGAUCCACAUCUGUUGAUCGUAGUGGCUUCGCCACCUCACCUAACAUAUUCCGUGGCAAGGAUCGAACAGUUGAUCCUGGAGACCGAUAUCCAACGACUGGAUUAUCCCCGCCCUCGGCCUCGCAUAUCGAUGAGAUGCGGAGCUUUUUCUCGGAUGACAGCUCACAUCUAGAGACGCAUCCAUCUCCACGAGUCAUCAGUCUUCGCAAACGAAUUUCAAAUUUAAAGACCAAACUCCCUAACAUGCCUAGAACGCAUUCGGCUCUCGAGCAGCGACCAACGCCAGUAAGACUCAUCGUACAUCGAUCUAAUUCUCUAUUUUUUGCACAAAUUACCCAAAAAACAGUCCAUUCCACUGGAUUAGAUGCCCACACCGACGAAGCAUCCGGUAUGCCAAAGACAGAGUUUCGAGCAAAGAAGUUAGCCAAUCGCAUGAAGACGUUAUGGUACAGGGGUGGAGAGCUGCUACGAACAUUAAGUGGCAAGCGCAAGCCCAGGAACAGCGUCGACUGGGAUGAUUCUUGUGAAUCAACGGUUUAGUCAACACGUAUGAGAGCGAAAGGCUGUUGUUCU
This is a messenger RNA of Verruconis gallopava, 3829 nucleotides long. RefSeq lists its product as uncharacterized. The transcript has a single exon. The record is from RefSeq and is a predicted model, not a curated record. Bases 11 to 3796 code for a protein of 1261 amino acids. NCBI's taxonomy places the organism in Eukaryota, Fungi, Ascomycota, Dothideomycetes, Venturiales, Sympoventuriaceae.